AUGUUAGCUGAUAAAUCUGAAUCGUUAAAACGAGGGGCCGUAGCGUCAGUUGGCGCUUGCGCGUACACGGUAGCCGUGAAACGAGUGGUUUUUCAUUCUAUAUCGCCGUCCGCCGGUAUGAACAGCCGUCAAUUCCGUCGACUAGCUACCAGCCAACUCUUAAAACAGACAACAUGUAUCUGCUUCCGAAGAUAUAGUCAAGUGAGACCCGUCUAUGUUAUAGAACGACCUAAAUGGCGAAACUCCGCACCAAGCUUCUAUGCCGCACAGUCGAUUGAUAUGCGACACUACUCUUUCGUACACAACCUAGAUCCAACUCAGGUGAUUGUUGACAUAUUUUUCGGCUGGUCGCCUACAGUUCGUGAAGGAUCUCAUAAAAAUGCUGAUGAUGUUUUAUUUGACAUGUUUAAAAAUGAAGAAACAGGAUUAUUGCCCGUUGGAAAAUUUUUGGCCGCCUUGAGGACUACUGGAAUUAAGAAAAAUGAUCCUCGGGUUAAAGAGGUCAUGCACAAUUUAUACAAAGUUCACAAGGAAUCAAAUCUCGAAGGAGGAUCUCCCGAGACGCUGAAGUUAGACAGAAAAAACUUUAAAGAAGUCAUAGCUCCAAAUAUUGUGUUAAUCACGAAAGCAUUCCGUAGUCAGUUUGUGAUUCCCGAUUUUCAAGAUUUCAUUAAAGACAUUGAAGAAAUGUAUUGGUCAGCUAAGAGUAAUACAGAUGGGAAAGUAGCUAGUUAUAUCCCUCAAUUAGCCCGUGCGAGCAGUGAAAGCUGGGGUGUUAGUAUUUGUACGAUCGAUGGACAGAGAUUUUCGAUUGGUGACGUCAACGUUCCAUUCACUCUACAGUCAUGCAGCAAGCCCUUAACAUAUGCGAUGGCGCUAGAAACUCUGGGCCCUGACGUGGUACAUAAGUACGUCGGCACAGAGCCAAGCGGCCGCAACUUCAAUGAACUCGUCUUAGAUUAUAAUAUGAAACCUCAUAAUCCUAUGAUAAAUGCCGGAGCUAUUUUGGUUUGCUCGUUACUGAAAAGCUUGGAUAAGCCAGAAAUGACUCUAGCUGAAAAAUUCGACUACGUUAUGUCAUUCUUUAGUCGUCUAGCUGGCAAUGAAGUUUUGGGUUUUAAUAAUGCCGUAUUUUUAUCUGAGCGCGAGGCCGCAGACAGAAAUUAUGCGUUAGGAUUUUAUAUGCGUGAACACAAAUGCUAUCCUGAAAAGACAAACUUACGUGAAUGUAUGGAUUUCUAUUUCCAGUGUUGCUCAAUGGAAGCUAAUUGCGAUAUAAUGUCCAUAAUGGCUGCCACUUUGGCAAAUGGUGGAAUAUGCCCUAUCACGGAUGAAAAAGUCCUACGACCUGAUUCUGUUCGAAACGUAUUAUCGUUAAUGCAUAGCUGUGGAAUGUAUGAUUACUCAGGGCAAUUCGCCUUUAAAGUAGGUCUCCCUGCUAAAUCUGGUGUUUCUGGAGCAAUGCUCAUUGUCGUUCCUAAUGUUAUGGGCAUAUGCACCUGGUCUCCUCCUCUUGAUCCACUUGGGAACAGCUGCAGAGGUCUUCAGUUUUGUGAUGAAUUAAUCGCAAGAUUUAACUUCCAUAAAUACGAUAACAUCCGAUACGCAAGUCACAAGAAAGAUCCUCGUCGUUACAAAUUUGAGUCCACGGGACUCAGCAUCGUCAAUCUCUUGUUCUCAGCUGCUAGUGGGGAUAUAAGCGCCUUAAGAAGGCAUCAUCUGUCUGGUAUGGAUAUGAAUCUCUCUGACUACGACGGUCGCACGGCUCUUCAUUUAGCGGCAGCUGAGGGUCACUUGGCUUGCGUGGACUUCCUCCUCGCUCAGUGUAAUGUACCUCACGAUCCUCAGGACCGAUGGGGAAGUCGACCGCUCAAUGAAGCCGAGACCUUCGGCCAUGAUGCUGUGGUACAAUAUUUGAAGGAAUGGGAGAAAACGCAUCCCGCCACCCAAAAAGAGGAAACCCCACAAACCGUUGAUGAGAUCCUCGAAAGGAACAAAAGGGAGGCAGAUGAAGCUUUGAAAGAUCCAAGUAUCCAGGAAAUAGUUACUAGAAAUGGAGAUAAAGUACAGUAA
Molecule: messenger RNA, 2073 nt
Organism: Danaus chrysippus (African queen)
Lineage: Eukaryota; Metazoa; Arthropoda; Insecta; Lepidoptera; Nymphalidae
Source: the annotation of a GenBank genome assembly